AGCACUUCCCGGCCUGUCCCUCACUACUGCCGGGAGAGCGGAGGAUGAGGCUCCGGCUGUGGCUGCUCGUGCUGGGCCUGAGCGCGGGACGUCCGGGCGGGAGCCUGAGGAGGAGGACGGCAGAUGAGGGUAGUCCUGCGUCUCUGCAGACCCCACACUGGGAGGUGGUUCCGGAGCUGAGCUGUGACGGGCGCCCGCUGACCCUGGAUGAUGUCCUUCAGACUCUUCCUGACCGCCUGCAGCUGAGCCUGGCGCUGGGCACACGGAGCGCCCACAUGGAUCUGCACCGGAGCCGACAGUUACUGCCGGACUUUCACACUGUCAGCUAUUACCAUCCCGAUGGUCGCCGUGUCACAGAACGGAGACCUCAUCAGGUGAACUGUUACUACCACGGGACUCUGGUGGGACGCGAUGGCCCCUGGAGCGACCUCAGCCUGUGCUCCGGCCUCAGGGGGACCGUCAUCCUGCCUGCGGAGCAGUGGUUCAGCAUUGAGCCAGCCCAGGGGACCCGCUCCCACAAACACAUAGUGCGCCUCAUCAUCGAGAAAAAGAACAUCACGCGUGAGACGCACGAGGAAGAUACAGCUGUGAACAAGAGACCCGGGAGAGUGCUGCUCAGCUUAUCCGAUGAGAGUGCACGUCCACACCGGGUGGAAAGUGAGGUGAAGUACGUGGAACUGGUAAUGGUGGCCGAUAAUAGUGAGUUCACCAUGCUUCACCAGGAUUUGAGGGGCCUCCAUGUCAGGAUGAUGGAGAUCGCCAACAGGGUGGAUGCUUUUUACCGCACGCUGAAUCUCCGGGUGGUGCUGGUCAUGGUGGAGGUCUGGAGCCAGAAGGACCUGAUCUCAGUCAGUGAAGAUCCCGCUGAGACUCUGAACAGGUUCCUGGCCUGGAGAGAGAAGGAUCUGGUCCGCCGAGUACAUCAUGAUAACGCUCAGCUCCUAACGGGGGUGACAUUUAAAGACUCUUCUGUUGGCAUGGCCACAAUCAACUCUAUGUGCACGGUGGAUCGCUCUGGAGGGGUCACAAGGGAUCACUCUGUGAGCGUUCUAGCUGUGGCGUCCACAAUGGCACAUGAACUGGGGCACAAUCUGGGCUUGAAUCACGAUGUCGGAGACGGGACGUGCGGGCAGCCAAAGAUGGGAAAACAGUGGAUAAUGGCGCAGUCCACAGGGUUUAUGCCGGGCCUGGAGUUCAGUAACUGCAGCAGGAAAGACCUGAUCUCCAGUCUGCGCCAAGGAGGAGGCCUCUGCCUGUAUAACCUGCCCAGCCCGGGCAGCCUGUACGGGAGGGCCACAUGUGGAAACUUGCUGGUGGAGAAAGGGGAGCAGUGUGACUGCGGCCUGCUGCAGGAGUGCUUGGAUCCUUGCUGUAAUGCCAGCAGCUGCCAGCUGAUGCCCGGGGCUGAGUGCGCCUCAGAUGGGUUGUGUUGUGAGCAGUGUAAGGUAAAGUCCCCCGGGACAUUAUGUCGGCAGCCUUUGGGGGAGUGUGAUCUCCCGGAGUACUGCAAUGGAGUGUCUCCUCACUGCCCCGCCAAUGUCUACCUGCAGAAUGGGGAGCCCUGUGAAAGCGGGCAUGCACACUGCUACCAAGGAGAAUGCCGGACCCUCCAGAAACAGUGCCUCGACAUAUGGGGUCCUGGGUCUUCUCCAGCACCGGAUUCCUGUUUUGCUAAAGUGAACGUGAGAGGAGACAAAUAUGGAAACUGUGGACGAGCGACAAACGGCUCCUACCUGCCCUGCGGCCCCAGGAAUGUCCUCUGUGGCCGCAUUCAGUGCCUGGGUGGCAGAGAUCGCCCACUGUUGGGCACCAGUGCAGAAGUGAUCUCAGUGAAGAUAUCAGUGAAUGGAACGGAGGUCUCGUGUCGGGGCACAUACUUUAAUCUGGGAGAUGAUGUUUGGGACUCUGUUCUGGUAAAGACGGGGACGGUGUGCAGGCCGGGACAGGUUUGUGUUAAUCGGCAGUGUCGAGAUGCUGCAGAACUGAAGGCCCAGGCGUGCAGAUGUGGGGGCCAUGGGGUGUGUAACAGUAAUGGUAACUGUCACUGCGAUCCCGGCUGGGCUCCGCCGCACUGCGACUCGUCUGGCCAUGGUGGAAGCCAGGACAGUGGGCCGAUUUCCCAGGAUUCUGCCAGCAGUUCAGUGGCCGGCACUGUCUUCCUGGUUCUCCUGGUCAUCUGCCUCGUUGUCGUCCUCUUCUUCUGUUACCUGAAACGGGGAUGUCUGCAGAGGAUGCUGUGCGGGGUCUUCAGCAGUAGCAGUAAAUGUCAGUACAGAGUCACCCACAGCAGCGGCCCGCUCCGACCCCAGCGGCCACCACCACCGCACCGGACACAGAGUACUGAGCUGCAGGUGAUGUCCGCGAGUAACCAGUCUGAUUAUGAAGGCUGUGACCGGCCCGAUCCUCCAUCCAAGCCUCUCCCACCUGACCCAGUUCAGAGGCGCAGCCAGGCUGCUGCUCAGGACAGGCCACCUGCCCCAACUCGGCCCCUCCCUGUGGACCCCUUUCCACGUCGGGCCCAGGUGUCUUCUUUUACCAAACCCUCUCCUCCCAAGAAGCCAUUACCACUUAGUCCUAUAGCGCAGUGCCAGGACCCUCUGCUCGGGGUGGACGCCUUCUCUGACCAUGUCGCUGCGCUUCCAGCACGGCAUGCCCUACGACCCCCAUAUGCGAGAAGAACCCCCAAAGUGUAAUGUGUGGAAGAGGUCGGAGGAGACCCCAGGAGAGUCCCUGGGUGAAGCAAGUGACUGCAUAGUGACUACUGCACAUUGAGGCUUGCCUCAUAUAGGACGAGCGUGCCUUUGUACACCCCCUCAGCUGGACUCGUGGGGCCCCCUUUUCUUUGAGACAUUUACCUUUUUAUUAUAUUGCUGAGUGAACGUUUGGAAUGACUGUUUGUGUGCCAAGUUUACAUACUUACGUGCAAUAAUUGGGGAGCCCGAUGGGUGAGGGGCAGGGAACGACGCACUGUGUGCUGAAUGGAAUCACUCCAUAUCUGCCUCCAUCCCCCGGCAGGAGCUGACUGUGAUGGGAAGGGUUUGGGCAGGGAUAGGAUGAUGGCUCCUGGCAGACGGCUGAACCUCUGCCCAGUCAGAUCAAUGGCCGACAGAGGACAGCUCUUCUAGAACCUCCUGUGAAAGGUCAGCAGGCUGCAGCACUUCUGGCUCUUCCUCUGAGCAGCAGGUAGAGGGCAGCGCUUCUGGCUCUUCCUCUGAGCGGCAGGUAGAGGGCAGCGCUUCUGGCUCUUCCUCUGAGCGGCAGGUAGAGGGCAGCGCUUCUAGCUCUUCCUCUGAGUGGCAGGUAGAGGGCAGCGCUUCUGGCUCUUCCUCUGAGUGGCAGGUAGAGGGCAGCGCUUCUGGCUCUUCCUCUGAGCGGCAGGUAGAGGGCAGCACUUUGGCUCUUCCUCUGAGCGGCAGGUAGAGGGCAGCCCUUCUGGCUCUUCCUCUGAGCGGCAGGUAGAGGGCAGCGCUUCUGGCUCUUCCUCUGAGCGGCAGGUAGAGGGCAGCCCUUCUGGCUCUUCCUCUGAGCGGCAGGUAGAGGGCAGCGCUUCUGGCUCUUCCUCUGAGCGGCAGGUAGAGGGCAGCGCUUCUGGCUCUUCCUCUGAGCGGCAGGUAGAGGGCAGCGCUUCUGGCUCUUCCUCUGAGCGGCAGGUAGAGGGCAGCGCUUCUGGCUCUUCCUCUGAGCGGCAGGUAGAGGGCAGCGCUUCUAGCUCUUCCUCUGAGCGGCAGGUAGAGGGCAGGGCUUCUAGCUCUUCCUCUGAGCGGCAGGUAGAGGGCAGGGCUUCUGGCUCUUCCUCUGAGCGGCAGGUAGAGGGCAGCGCUUCUGGCUCUUCCUCUGAGCGGCAGGUAGAGGGCAGCACUUUGGCUCGUCCUCUGAGCGGCAGGUAGAGGGCAGCGCUUCUGGCUCUUCCUCUGAGCGGCAGGUAGAGGGCAGCGCUUCUGGCUCUUCCUCUGAGCGGCAGGUAGAGGGCAGCGCUUCUAGCUCUUCCUCUGAGCGGCAGGUAGAGGGCAGGGCUUCUGGCUCUUCCUCUGAGCGGCAGGUAGAGGGCAGCGCUUCUGGCUCUUCCUCUGAGCGGCAGGUAGAGGGCAGCGCUUUGGCUCGUCCUCUGAGCGGCAGGUAGAGGGCAGCACUUUGGCUCGUCCUCUGAGCGGCAGGUAGAGGGCAGCGCUUCUGGCUCUUCCUCUGAGCGGCAGGUCAGCACUUCUUCUUCCUGUGACCAUCAGGCAGAGGGCGGCACUUCUUCCUGUGACUGUCUGGUGGGGGCAGUACUUCUUCCUGUGACUGUGUGGCGGGGCAGUACUUCUUCCUGUGACUGUCUGUCGGGGGCAGCACUUCUUCCGGUGACUGUCUGGCGGGGGCAGCACUUCUUCCGGUGACUGUCUGGCGGGGGCAGCACUUCUUCCGGUGACUGUCUGGCGGGGGCAGCACUUCUUCCGGUGACUGUCUGGCGGGGGCAGCACUUCUUCCGGUGACUGUCUGGCGGGGGCAGUACUUCUUCCUGUGACUGUCUGGCGGGGGCAGUACUUCUUCCGGUGACUGUCUGGCGGGGGCAGUACUUCUUCCGGUGACUGUCUGGCGGGGGCAGUACUUCUUCCGGUGACUGUCUGGCGGGGGCAGUACUUCUUCCGGUGACUGUCUGGCGGGGGCAGUACUUCUUCCUGUGACUGUCUGGCGGGGGCAGUACUUCUUCCUGUGACUGUCUGGCGGGGGGCAGUACUUCUUCCUGUGACUGUCUGGCGGGGGCAGCACUUCUUCCGGUGACUGUUUGUUGGGGGCAGUACUUCUUCCUGUGACUGUCUGGCGGGGGCAGUACUUCUUCCUGUGACUGUCUGGCGGGGGCAGUACUUCUUCCGGUGACUGUCUGGCGGGGGCAGCACUUCUUCCUGUGACUGGCGGGGGCAGCACUUCUUCCGGUGACUGUUUGUUGGGGGCAGUACUUCUUCCUGUGACUGUCUGGCGGGGGCAGUACUUCUUCCUGUGACUGUUUGUUGGGGGCAGUACUUCUUCCUGUGACUGUCUGGCGGGGGCAGUACUUCUUCCUGUGACUGUCUGGCGGGGGCAGUACUUCUUCCGGUGACUGUCUGGCGGGGGCAGUACUUCUUCCGGUGACUGUCUGGCGGGGGCAGCACUUCUUCCUGUGUCUGGCGGGGCAGUACUUCUUCCGGUGACUGUUUGUUGGGGGCAGUACUUCUUCCGGUGACUGUCUGGCGGGGGCAGUACUUCUUCCUGUGACUGUCUGGCGGGGGGCAGUACUUCUUCCGGUGACUGGCGGGGGCAGUACUUCUUCCGGUGACUGUCUGGCGGGGCAGUACUUCUUCCGGUGACUGUUUGUUGGGGGCAGUACUUCUUCCGGUGACUGUCUGGCGGGGGCAGUACUUCUUCCUGUGACUGUCUGGCGGGGGCAGUACUUCUUCCGGUGACUGUUUGUCGGGGGCAGUACUUCUUCCGGUGACUGUCUGGCGGGGGCAGCACUUCUUCCGGUGACUGUCUGGCGGGGGCAGCACUUCUUCCGGUGACUGUCUGGCGGGGGCAGCACUUCUUCCUGUGACUGGCGGGGCAGUAGGUGGACAGCACGGGCUUUGUACAUCUGGUUGUGUAUAUAUGAUAUGUGAUAAAGAGACUGCUGUGA
Bufo bufo (common toad) is the source of this 5629-nucleotide messenger RNA. RefSeq names its product ADAM metallopeptidase domain 15 (gene ADAM15). Gene Ontology annotation, molecular function: metalloendopeptidase activity; integrin binding. The record is from RefSeq and is a predicted model, not a curated record. Lineage: Eukaryota; Metazoa; Chordata; Amphibia; Anura; Bufonidae. The transcript has 24 exons. Gene Ontology annotation, biological process: innate immune response; proteolysis; integrin-mediated signaling pathway. The coding region runs from base 45 to 2693 and encodes 882 amino acids.